This is a messenger RNA of Erigeron canadensis, 1991 nucleotides long. Its product is annotated as probable inactive purple acid phosphatase 27. The record is from RefSeq and is a predicted model, not a curated record. Lineage: Eukaryota; Viridiplantae; Streptophyta; Magnoliopsida; Asterales; Asteraceae. Bases 1 to 1905 code for a protein of 634 amino acids. The transcript is spliced from 11 exons. Gene Ontology annotation, molecular function: acid phosphatase activity; metal ion binding.
AUGCACAUAAUUGACAUUAUUGGAAUUUUUGGUUACUUUUUUGUGCCAUUUUUAGCUUCAUUUGCUGCCAUUCCAUGUACCCAUGCUUCAUCUCACCAUUACAAAACACUGAUUGGGGGAGGUUUCACCAAGCCUAAUGAACAAGCACUCUCCGAUAUUGCAAUCUAUGAGGCGGUUUUAGCCCUCCAUGAAAAUGCCUCUAUUAAAGCUUCACCUGAUGUUCUUGGCAUUAAGGGUGAAGAUACUGAAUGGGUUAGAAUUGAAGUUGACCAUCCUGAACCCUCUGCUGAUGAUUGGGUUGCUGUUUUUUCCCCAGCUAAGUUCAAUGGAUCAUUUUGUGCUUUUGAAGACUACACAAGAAUACAGUCUCCUUAUAUAUGCACUUCUCCUAUAAAGUUCAUGUUUGCAAAUUACACAAAUCCAAGCUACACAAAAACGGGCAAAAGUACACUAAAUUUGCAGAUUAUAAACCAACGUGCAGAUUUCUCCUUUGCAUUGUUCUCCGGUGGCUUGUCAAAGCCGAAGUUAACAGCAGUCUCGAAUACUAUAACAUUCAGAAACCCGAAAGCACCUCUUUACCCACGUCUUGCUCAUGGAAAGUCUUGGGAUGAAAUGACAGUGACAUGGUCCAGUGGCUACCAUAUAGACGAAGCAGUGCCAUUCGUCGAAUGGGGCAUGAAGGGUCUGCGUAAAACGCGUUCGCCCGCCGGAACACUAACAUUCACUCAAAAGGAUAUGUGUGGAGGAGCUGCACGUGGUGUUGGAUGGCGCGAUCCAGGAUUCAUACACACCAGUUUCUUGAAAGACCUUUGGCCCAACAUGGUGUACACAUACCAAAUGGGGCACUUGUUGAAGAAUGGUGGUUUCGUUUGGAGCAAAAUUUACUCAUUCAAAGCAUCACCCUAUCCUGGCCAGGAUUCGUUACAGCGGGUAGUUAUAUUUGGAGAUAUGGGAAAAGGAGAGCGGGAUGGUGCUAACGCGUAUAGCAACAAGCACCCUGGUGCACUUAAUACUACUGAUACACUCAUAAAAGAUCUGGAUAAUAUCGACAUCGUUAUGCACAUAGGAGAUAUGUCGUAUGCCAACGGAUACAUUUCUCAGUGGGAUCAGUUUUUGGCUCAAAUGGAACCCAUUACUUCAAAAGUCCCUUAUAUGGUUGCCAGUGGAAAUCAUGAACGGGAUUGGCCAAACAGUGGAUCGUUUUAUAACACCGAUGAUUCAGGUGGUGAAUGUGGUGUGCCGGCUGAGACUUUGUUCUACGUUCCAGCUGAGAACCGAGCUAAAUUUUGGUACUCAACGGAUUAUGGAAUGUUUCAUUUUUGUGUAGCCGAUACAGAACACGAUUGGAGGAUUGGUACAGAACAGUAUGCUUUCAUUGAAAAAUGCCUGGCGUCUGCCAAUAGACAUAAACAACCGUGGCUAAUAUUUAUAGCUCAUCGUGUUCUCGGCUAUUCAUCUAACGACUGGUACGGAAUGGAAGGCUCCUUCGAAGAGCCCAUGGGUCGAGAGCACUUGCAACAUCUAUGGCAAAAAUACAAGGUUGACAUUGCCUUUUUCGGCCAUGUACACAACUACGAAAGAGUUUGCCCCAUUUAUCAGAAUCAAUGUGUGAACGAUGAAAAAUCUCACUAUUCUGGAAUGGUGAAUGGGACAAUUCAUGUGGUUGUCGGAGGUGGAGGGAGUCAUUUAUCCGAUUACACAACGCUGGAUACAGUGUGGAGCAUUUACAAGGAUCGUGAUUUUGGGUUUGUGAAAUUAACGGCAUUUAAUCAGUCUUCGCUACUUAUGGAAUACAAAAAAAGUAGUGACGGGGAAGUUUAUGACUCCUUCACUAUCACAAGAGAAUAUAAAGAUGUUUUAGCUUGUGUUCAUGAUGGCUGUGAAGCCACUACACUCGCAACUUAAUUAAUUAGGCAAUUUCAAUUGUUCAAAUAUAAGUAUUUUUGUGUUGUGCUGAUAAUGCAGUACUAUCAUGAGAUGAAUAAACAUGU